Molecule: messenger RNA, 2613 nt
Organism: Rhopalosiphum padi (bird cherry-oat aphid)
Lineage: Eukaryota; Metazoa; Arthropoda; Insecta; Hemiptera; Aphididae
Product: sodium-independent sulfate anion transporter-like
Exons: 14
Coding region: 358-2328 (656 amino acids)
Biological process (GO): transmembrane transport
Cellular component (GO): membrane
Molecular function (GO): sulfate transmembrane transporter activity
Source: RefSeq, a predicted model, not a curated record
UAAAGUAGUAGUCUACUCGUAUUGUCACUGGACGACUGGACGUUGAAAACAAUUGUAUUUUCUUCCACUGUUACGUCUUCGGCAUUGUGCAGUGGCCAAAUAACAUAUUAUAUUUUAUCUAUCGCAUACGCGUCUUAUCGGCCGUGCGCUAACAGAACAGUGACUUUUAGGUUUUAUUUUUCCGUGUCCAGUCGUUGUAUACAAUAUCGAUUCGAUUAGUAUAAUUAUAAUUGACAAUCGUUAUGAUCUGUACAUAACGAUCAUAGAAAUACGAAAACAAUAGAUUAUUACCAACUCAAUUUAUUCUAUAUAAUAUAAAGUUUUUGGACUUGGAGUUUCUCGAGUAAAUUUAUCUAAAUGACCAUUACUAAUGAUGAUAACGAUCGACACCAAAAUCGAUGUGAAAAAAUGGAGGUAAAUGAAAAUAUAAGAUCUCAAUACACAAUAGGCAGCAACGACUUUAUACUUGUAGACGAAGUUGGUGAAAGACCUAAGAAAAAUGUUAAGGAAAAAUUACAUGAAUUCUCAUCAUGUCUAAACAGUAAUUCAAAGACAGUAUUUACGUACAAAACAAUCACCAAAAGACUACCGAUUUUACAAUGGUGGCCGACGUAUUCCUCAGCAGACUGUAUCGGAGAUCUUUUGGCAGGAAUUACGGUCGGUCUGACGCUCAUACCACAGUCGAUGGCCUAUUCUGCUCUAGCUGGUCUACCACCACAACAAGGUCUAUACGGUUCGUUCAUCGGUAGUUUGAUGUACGUUUUCCUCGGGACUUGUAAAGAAGUACCUAUGGGACCGACGGCCAUUAUAUCUCUAAUGACAUACAACACGCUCCACGGACUCGGACCCGUAUACGGCACUUUGCUGUGUUUCUUAACAGGUGUCAUCCAAUUGAUAAUGGGCUUAGUGGGACUAGGCUUUUUGAUCGAUUUUAUUUCUGGACCAGUAAACUCAGGGUUUACAUCAGCCGUUGCGAUACUCAUCGUUGCAUCACAAAUCAAAGACUUGAUUGGCGUAAAAGCUGCGGGUACAACGCUAGUGGAUAUGAUAAUAUCGAUAUCCAAAGAUAUUAGUCAUUAUCAACUGGGCGACACAUGGCUUGGGAUAAUUUGCAUCGUUGUUAUUCUUCUGUUGAGGAGAAUGGCUCUGUGUCAAAUCGGACCUAAGGACGUGAAAGAGCAAACCAUGUUUCACAAGUUUAUGAACCGAUCUAUGUGGUUGAUUGGUACAUUCAGAAAUUCGAUAGUAGUUAUUGUUAGCAGUUACGUGGGAUAUAUGUACAUAACUUCGACGGGACACGACGUGACCUCUAACGAAAUACCGCCGAUACCGUUCAAAGUGGUGGGUAAAAUACCAUCGGGCUUGCCAGAGUUCGACCUACCAAAGUUUAGUAUUGCGAGAGAUAAUGGAACGACAAUAGGAUUCUUUGAAAUGGUCUCGAACAUAGGCUCUGGAGUUAUAGUGCUACCGAUAAUUGCGUUGAUUGAAACCAUUUCCAUAUGUAAAACGUUCGCUGAUGGUAAGCCCGUCGAUGCCACUCAGGAGUUAUUGGCGACCGGUCUGUGCAACAUCGGUAAUUCGUUUUUCCACGCGUACCCUGGCACGGGGUCUUUCUCCAGGAGCGCCGUGAAUGCAGCUAGCGGAGUUCGAACUCCGAUGGAGGGUUUAUACGCCGGUAUUUUGGUUAUUGUCGCAUUGCUUUUUUGUACACCCUAUUUAUACUACAUACCAAAAGCGGCUCUCGCGGCGAUUAUUAUUGCCGCAGUCAUAUUCAUGGUUGAAGUGCGCGUGGUCAGGCCCAUUUAUAGAUCGAAAAAAAGUGAUCUCAUACCAGGUUUGGCGACAUUUUUCGCUUGUUUGGUUUUACCUCUAGAAAUAGGAGUUUUAAUAGGUAUCGGGUUGAAUUUGGUUUCGAUUUUAUAUCACGCAGCAAGACCAAAACUGUUGAUUGAAGUGCAUAAAACACGGGAUGGUAUAAACUAUUUGAUGGUCACACCAGACAGAUGUUUGGUUUUCCCGUCGGUCGAUUACGUGAGAAAUUUGGUGAUGAAACAAAGUUUGAAACGAGAACUUCCCGUUGUCAUCGACUGUUCACACAUAUAUGGUGCGGACUUUACCGCAGCAAAGGUUAUCGAGAUGUUAACACAGGACUUCUCAAAAAGAGGUCAAGCUCUGUUUUUCUAUAAUUUAAAACCUAGUGUGGUAGCUGUAUUCGAAGGAGUCCAGCCUAAAGGAUUCAUAACGUAUUAUCAUAGACAUGACUUAGAUCAGUUGUUCCAAAGAUGGAAACAACAGCGUCAACAAAUCGAACAUGCGUCGGCAGAAUGAUAUUUUAGAGUUCAAAAUCAGUAAAGUGCAUAUUACUUCUGCUAAACAAUUAAAUUUAAUAAUUGAUGAAGAUCUUAUGAAUUAUAUUUAUAAUUUUAAUAUUUGUUCACGAUUAUAUAUAUUCACACAUGAUUUAAUUCCAUUGACAACAUUGGUAUAUUUAUGUGUACCUAUUUAUACUAAUUUAUGAUUCUGUAGUGAAUUUUAAUAUUUUAUUUGUAUCUUGUAUGAUUUGUUUGAUUUAAUUUUACUAGAAAAUAUAAAUCAUUAUUUUUAAGCAGACGA